CGACUCCAACUCUCAAUCGUCUUCUCCUCCUCGACGACAGUGCUCACCAGCCUCACUUCACAGAAAUCACCCAGCCUAUUACCGCCGUCGCGACCAACACAACGGCACCACAACGGCACCACCCAUAAACCCAUCCUCCUCGACGACAUCCCAGAGAACCCAGCUCCCAGAACCACGACGGCUCGAUUCUCUCCUCUUCGACAACACCACCGCCGUCGCGACCACCAUCACCCCGUCACCGCCGUCGAGGAUACUGCUACCAGCCAUCAUCCCUCCAAAAUUUAGGCAAAGAUCCCUGAUAUUGAGAAGUCCUUAGACAUUGUUGCCACUUUGCAAGCCAAGAAGGGUACUGAUAGCAUGGAAAUUUGGUAUUUUCUUGACAUAGGUCAUUCUUGGAUGAUUCAGAAUUUUUUCCUUCGACACCACUAGCUUUUAAAAUGAAACCAAAAACAACUGCUGUGCCUAGAGCUCAGAGAUCCAAAUCUUUUCAGGGGGAUGGACCUAAUUGGGUUCUUAUUGCUGGUGGUGCCUUGUUAAGUACAUUGUCAAUUCGUCUUGGUUACAAGCUGAAGCAAGCACUUGACACAAAGCCCCAGGAGAAUGCUAGUAAUGGAAGUGGAAAAUCCUCUGACCAAAGAAAGUCUGCAGGUUGCCGUGUGCACUCAAACGUUUAUUCCUUUACACAACAAAAUGAUGGAGGUUGCUUUAAUUGCAUGUCAGGAACUGAGGGCAUGAUGGAGAUGAAGUGCCUGCCCAAUGACCAGAUGCUGACUGAAUCUGAUGGUGCCUUGCCUUUAGUCAUGGUUCCAGCCCCUGGAUUUAACAAGGACAAUGGCAUUGUCUGGGCAUCUUCUCCGGAUUGCCUUGAGUUGCCUCCAAAGCCAUUCCUCCAGUAUUCAAACUCCUCAGAUUCUCCUUGUGUUUCAGAAUCUGGGUCUGACAUCUUCAGUAAGCGGGAAGUCAUACAAAAACUGAGGCAACAACUGAAGAGAAGAGAUGACAUGAUAUUAGAGAUGCAGGAUCAGAUUGUAGAGCUGCAGAGUUCACUGAACACGCAGCUGGCACAUUCUACCAAUCUACAGUCACAACUUGAUUCAGCAAACAGGGACUUUUUUGAUUCGGAGAGAGAAAUCCAAAGGCUUAGGAAGGCAAUCGCUGAUCACUGUGUGGGACAUGUGAGCCCCAUUGACAGAUCACCCAAGGUCACUAUUUGGCAACCUGAAGAAAGAAAUGGUCAUGUGAAUGGAUUUCCUGAUGGGGAAAGCAACUUUGAUGCAACCGAAAGAGGAAGAGGGGAUGGAGAGAGGGUUGAGAUGCUCAAGAGGGAAGUAGGAGAAUUGAAGGAGGUGAUAGAAGGAAAGGAAUACUUGCUACAAAGCUACAAGGAGCAAAAAGCAGAGUUCUCACUGAAAAUCAAAGAGUUACAGCAGAGACUGGAUUCUCAACUCCCUAAUAUUUUGUAGGAAACAUUUUGCUUUUGUGUAUUCUUUUGCUUGUUCUGCUUGUUUUUGUGUAUUCUUUUGUUGUGCUUGUUUUUGUGUAUUCUUUUGCUUGUACGCAUCAGCCUUACUUUUGUCUUCAAAGUAGGGCACUCGCUUACGACGGUACCGCUCUACUCACAACACACUUUUCCUUU
Messenger RNA from Pyrus x bretschneideri (Chinese white pear), 1636 nucleotides. RefSeq lists its product as uncharacterized. Lineage: Eukaryota; Viridiplantae; Streptophyta; Magnoliopsida; Rosales; Rosaceae. The transcript has 5 exons. The record is from RefSeq and is a predicted model, not a curated record. Bases 438 to 1463 code for a protein of 341 amino acids.